Lacerta agilis (Sand lizard) is the source of this 1628-nucleotide messenger RNA. RefSeq names its product beta-Ala-His dipeptidase-like. Lineage: Eukaryota; Metazoa; Chordata; Lepidosauria; Squamata; Lacertidae. Gene Ontology annotation, cellular component: cytosol. The record is from RefSeq and is a predicted model, not a curated record. Gene Ontology annotation, biological process: proteolysis. Bases 127 to 1593 code for a protein of 488 amino acids. Gene Ontology annotation, molecular function: dipeptidase activity. The transcript has 12 exons.
AAUGGCUUGUAAAGCAAAAGCUUCCUGAAUUUUGAAAUAAGAGGACAUCUCACAGCCUCCGCUUAGUGACUCUAUUGGCAAAGAAGACAAGAAGAAUAAAUUCUAUCACUACUUGUCUCUACUGCCAUGAUAUCCCUUAUAUUUCUUCUUGCUUUCACAACUAUUACCGGUGAAGCAUCACUUGCCCCUGCAGAUCAAGUAUUUCAGUAUAUUGAUGCACAUCAGCAUGAAUAUGUACAGAGACUCAGGGAAUGGGUGGCCAUUGAAAGUGACUCCAGUAACCUUCUGAAGAGGCAAGAUUUGAUUGAAAUGAUACACUUAGCAGAAGAGAGGAUAAAAUAUUUAGGAGGAACUGUUGAGUUGGCGGAACUGGGUGUACAAGAGCUGCAUAAUGGAAGUACAACUCGUUUGCCACCAGUCAUUCUGGCAGAAUUUAAAAAGGACCCUAAAAAACAUACAGUUUGUUUUUAUGGACAUCUGGAUGUGCAGCCAGCCAGAUUAGAGGAUGGAUGGGCAUCAGAGCCAUACAAUUUGACAGAAAAAAAUGGUAGUCUGUAUGGACGUGGAACCUCAGAUGACAAAGGGCAAAUUCUGGCUGUACUGAAUGCAGUAGAAGCACUUCAACAAUAUGAACUUCCUGUGAAUGUAAAGUUUCUUCUUGAAGCCAUGGAAGAAGUAGGAUCCCCUGGACUAUUGAAACUGGUUGAAGAGAGAAACAGUACGUUUUUUUCAGAUGUCGAUUACAUUGUGAUCACUGAUUCCGCAUGGAUCAGCAACAAACCAAGUAUUACAUAUGGAACAAGGGGGAACAGCUACUUCUUAAUUGAGGUUGAAUGUGCUAAAAAAGACUUGCAUUCAGGGACCUUUGGAGGUAUAGUUCCUGAAGCAACCAGUGACUUAAUAUAUCUGUUGAGUACCCUCGUCGAUUCUUCUGGUCAUAUACUGAUACCUGGGAUUUAUGAUGCAGUUGCUCCUCUUACGGAAAAAGAAAAGAAACUCUAUGAAAAAGUUGAAUGGGAUUUCAAGAAGCAGAAGGACAUAUUUGGCAUAAGAAACUUCACAUAUAGCACUAAAGAAGAACUAUUAAUGCGGAAGUCGCGCUACCCAUCUUUGUCCAUCCAUGGAAUUGAAGGCGCUUUCUCUGCACCUGGAACUAAGACUGUAAUCCCUGCAAAAGUAACCGGGAAAUUUUCAAUACGCCUGGUUCCACAUAUGGAUCCCUCUGUAGUAACAAAACAGGUAAUGGAUCAUUUGAACAAGAAAUUUGCUGAACGGAACAGCCCUAAUCAUAUUGAAAUAUCCAAUGUCCAAGCAUCAAAGCCGUGGCUUUCUGAUACAGAUGAACCUCUGUAUUUGGCUGGAAGAAAGGCAAUAGAGAAAGUAUUCCACACCGAGGCUGACUUGACCCGAAUAGGUGGAACCAUUCCAAUUGCUUCACAUUUCCAAGACAUAACUGGCAAGAGUAUAAUGCUUCUAGGAAUAGGAGGACCAGAUGAUGCUCCUCAUGGUCAAAAUGAAAAGAUCAACAGGCACAACUUCAUUGAGGGAACCAAACUAUUUGCAGCCUUCCUUCAAGAAAUUGCUUCUACCUAGAAAAGAUGGCAUGAUAAUAAAAACCCUCUAAAGCA